CACACACACACACACACACACACACACAGAAACUCUCUCGUGCGCAGAGCAGACGCAGACUCUUCUCUAACACCUGUUUUAUAUAUAUAUAUAUGUUUAUAUAGAGAGAGAAAAGUCUAUUUUAAGGGCAUAUUCUUUUACUUUUUACCCGCUUUUGAAGCUUUAACGUGUUUGUGGCAGCAGUAGAAAGAUGACGUUGGAAGUUGACGCAGAGGGAAAUUAACCUUAUCGUGUGUGUGUGAGCCGACUGACGUUAAAAGGUGAGGACGAGAGAGGCGUUAAGGUUAAUAAACAAUGAGCAGGACUCCUCUUCCACCCGGCAUGGAUCAGCACUCGUCAAAGGAGAUUAUGCUACGGUUUAAGAUUCCUUAUCAGCGAUCUUUGGGACCUUAAUGGAUCAAUGCGACCCCAGAAGGAACGUGUGUCACCGUCUUCAUCAUAUUAAUCUAUUUUGUAUGAUAUCUUUUUAGCUGUAGGAGAGUAUUUGAAGCAGAGGAGCUGGACUCUCACUGGGAUAGUCUCAAAUUUGAUUUAUUUAUUUAAUCUGACACACAGACAUAGGUGGAACGUUCUCCUGCUGCACAGACACAAACAACACCUGCCGACAAGGACAAGAUAAAGAAGGUAACACCAUCCUAGUGUACUUAUCAUGUAGACAAGCAGACGGAGAGACGGACAGCCAGAAAACACGAAGUGACAAGUCGAUAGACGGUGGGAUCCCUCACACUCGCACAGGUCACAAUGCCAGACGAGUCACAAGGUUUUCAGGAAAAGGGGAGGCCUGGAGAAGAAGAAUCGCAGGUGUCUUUGGUGCCAGACAUUAUGGCCGUCUCCGGUGAUGGGAAGGGCAAAAACACUGGAGGCAACAUCCUGGAGCUUGACGACUUCAGUCGAACAACAGAUGGCGUAAAACAAUCUGCGCAGAGCAGUGACGGUGACAUUUUGCAUUCAGGAGACUAUAAACCCCAAGUUUCUGUGGAGGUGGGUGUCGCGAAAACAGCGAAGGCCCCUGAACCUCUCAAGGCCAAUUCUUUGUUGAAGGGGACAGGCGUGACUCUGCAGGCUACGGAUCACGACGCCCCGGUGAACUCAUCCUCUGAUAGGCCGCAAACUGACAGCAACGGGACUUCACCACAAGCAAACGGAUGCAGCGACUCCGACUACAGCAGCACAAAAUCCAGCCCCGGCUACGCUAACACCACUUUCAGCACUGACCUCGGCGAUGAAGAGUUACCUGAGCUCGAUAGAAGCUCCUUUGAAAAGACGAACACUAUCUCCCCUGUCAAUUUAUCUGAACCCAAUUUAGACGCUUCUGACAAAAACACCAAAAGUAGUUCAGACAAUGACAGAGACAAUUUUGAAACGGCAGAAACUUCAGUCAAAAUCUACCAAACGAGGGACAGCAUUGACAUGAGGUGGGACGAGGAGGACAGAGACGAGGACAGGCGAAGCACCCAGUCCAGGCGGACUGUGAAAGAGGGGAUGUGUUGCUGCUAUCAGGCGUUCCACAGGGCUUUUCUGCAGUGCGUGGAGGAGACGCCGGCCAUGUUGUCUGGACUGGUGCUGUCUUUGGCUUUCUGCGUGGUCAUCAUUGUCCUCAUUCCCACCACCAGAGAGAACAUCAUUGACCACGUAGGCGCUCUGUCAGUGGUGUGUGUGGUUCUCUGUCUGAGCGCCGUCCUGCUCGUCUGCCUGCCCUGGCUGGCCACGGUGAGGCGCUGUGGAGGAGCCCUGGCCCUCUUCGUCUGGGGGACGCUCUACAUCACUGCCAUAGUCUUCAUCUUCACCGAAAAACAUAUCAAUACGUGGGAACAGGUAGCGUUUUUCCUCUUCCUCUCUCUGAGUGUGUACACAGUGCUGCCGCUCUCUAUGGCCUGGGCCCUUAUGGUUGGGAUAGGGACCAGCGUAUCGCACAUCGUCAUCAUCAGUGUCUACGUCCCUGUCACAAGCCCAGAGACACCAGACCUGGCAGUGCAGCUGGUGGCGAACGCGCUGCUGUUUGUGUGCGUGAACUGCAUCGGGAUUUUCCAUUUGUGGAUGACCGAGCGCGAUCUCAGGAUCUCCAAUCAGAAGAGAGAACAGUUCAGUAAAAUACGUUCCCAGAAGGAAAUAAGGAAGUAUCAGCAGGAGCAGCUCCUCCUGUCGGUGUUGCCUCGGUACAUCGCCGUGGAGCUGAAGUCGGAGGUGAUAAAGAGGCUCUCCAAGCCCAUGAGCGAUAAGGAGAAUGAAUCCAACUUCAACAACUUUCACAGCCUCUAUAUACGGCAGCACAAAGACGUCAGCAUCCUGUAUGCAGACAUCGUGGGCUUCACAAAGCUGGCGAGUACCUGCUCACCAGAAGAGCUGGUCGCUGUGCUCAACAAGCUCUUUGGCAGAUUCGACGACAUCGCCAAGAAAAACGGGUGCCUUCGCAUUAAGAUCUUGGGUGACUGCUACUAUUGUGUAUCUGGUCUCCCUGACCCCAUUCCCACCCACGCCAGGAACUGUGUUCAGAUGGGACUGGACAUGUGUACUGCCAUCAGUAAACUGCGUGAGGCGACGGGGGUUGAGAUCAGCAUGCGGGUGGGCGUUCACACCGGCAACGUGCUCUGUGGCGUCAUCGGCUUGCAGAAAUGGCAGUACGACGUGUGGUCACAUGACGUCACGUUAGCCAACCACAUGGAGUCCGGAGGACUUCCUGGGCGAGUCCACAUCACAGAGGAGACACUGCAGCACUUGAAUGGAGCGUAUCAAGUGGAGGAGGGGAAUGGGGGGACUCGGGAUCCUCUUCUUACGGGAAGAAAAACCUACCUGGUGAUUGACCCACACAAACCGAACAGCAUUUCAAGGAGACCUAAAGUGGCAAACAGUCUUGCGACAGGAGAGAACAGACAGCGUGCGUCGGUCCGGAUGUCUCAGUACCUGCAGUCCUGGCGGACAAUCCACCCCUUCGCAGACCUAAGCAAUCCUGACGCCAAGCCCUCCAAGAAGAAAAUCAUCCCCACCAACGCGGUCAUGAACCAAUCGCAGCUGACUGCGGAAGGACCACCUUACCAGAGCUAUUUGGUUGUGGAUAAUCGUGUUAGGGGAUCACUGGACACGAUAGAGACUGCAGGGAGAAGAUUAAAGAAGCUCAACUGUUUGACUCUGCUGUUCAACGACCUGAGCCUGGAGAGACAGUUCCGUCUCUCAGAAGUUAAGGGUUUACACCAUUCAAUGAGCUGCAUAUCUUUGAUCUUCGUUACUCUGUUCGCCGUCCAGAUGCUUGUCUCUCCAAAUAACUUUGAGAUGGCCGUGUCGUACGGUGCGACCUUCCCUGUGCUGGUGCUGCUGCUGUCCAUCGCUUUCACUGGAUACUUGGAGAAGUGGCGUUCCAAGAUGCCGUUGAGCGUCCAGUGGAUAUCAGGGCUGUCCCGUGGUGUCUCCACCAGGGCGGCGCUGCGACUCUUUGUGGUCACUCUCUGUGUGCUCAUCACACUGCUUAUGGCCAUCCUCAACUUUGUCUUCCUCCCAGGAAACAACUGCACAUCAAUUACUAACAGGACAGAGAUGGAGGGUCUCAGACUCUACAAUGGGCCUUACUACCUGUACUGUUGCCUGCUGGCCAUGCUGGGAGUGAUCGUGUUUGUCAGGACGUGUUUGUCAGUAAAGACGCUGCUGCUCACCCUCGCUGUGGUGGUUUACCUGGCCCUCUUCCUCCAUGUUUACGCCCCGAGGUCCCACUGCCUCGUCGUCCUGAUUUACAACAGUACCAAUCCGGGAGUGCUGAAGGACCCUCAGAUCAUGUCCGGGGUUUGGCUCGUCAUCUUUUACAUUGUGUGCCUCAUUCUGGCCAGACAGGACGAGCUGGGUUGCCGCGUAGACUUCCUGUUGGAGAGCUGUUUCAAGACGGAGAGAGAAGAGAUGGAGACCAUGGAGAACGUCAACAAGCUCCUCCUUGAGAACGUGCUGCCGCUCCACGUCGCCUCGUUCUUCAUGGGCAAAAGUAUUCGCAACCAGGACCUGUACAGUCAGUCAUACGACUGCGUGUGCGUGAUGUUCGCCUCCGUGCCACAGUUCAAAGAGUUUUACAGCGAGAGCAGCGCCAACAGGGACGGGCUGGAGUGUCUGCGCUUCCUCAACGAGAUCAUAUCAGACUUUGAUGAGCUUCUCUCUAAGCCCAAAUUCUCUUCAGUGGAGAAGAUUAAGACCAUCGGCAGUACGUACAUGGCUGCCGCGGGGCUGACGCAGUCACCUCUAGGGGACGAGAGAAAGAAGGUUGAGGUAUCCUACAGUCACGUGCGCUCCAUGCUGGAGUUCGCCAUCGCUCUGAUGGGCAAACUGGAGCUCAUCAACACACACUCCUUUAACACCUUCAAACUCAGGAUUGGAAUAAACCACGGUCCAGUGAUCGCCGGAGUGAUUGGAGCUCAUAAACCGCAGUAUGAUAUCUGGGGGAACUCUGUGAACGUGGCCAGCAGGAUGGAUAGCACAGGAGUGUUGGACAAGAUACAGGUGACGGAGGAGACAGCCCAGAUGGUCGAGAGCGUGGGAUACGGCGUCACUCUAAGAGGAGUAGUCAACGUCAAGGGCAAAGGGGAACUCACCACCUACUUUGUGAACACAGACCAGUCGUCUCCUCCGUUCUGACCCUUCCCUCCCGCAGUCAAAAUCUUGAUCAGACUUAUCACCCAGACCUGGAUUCAAACUGAGAACGCUUGUGUGUUUUAGUGCGAUACCAGAUAGGGUCUGGACUGGUGCACUAAACUGAGCUUGCCCUCACAGAGGUGAACACAACCAGUGGCAAAGACUUGAAGAUACUACUGUAUGUUUACCCAGGCCUGUAAUUACCAUGAGCAUCUGCACUGACUUAAUGCUGAAACAGACCUGUUAAUCACUUACAUCUACAGUGGAGCUGCCUUUGUCAAUCGGAUGAGACACUAAAUAAAAUCCUGAUCGGUUAAAUGAAGACUACAACUGAGAGCACAGAGCUACUUGUGGACUCUUUAAUGGCGAACCAUGUUGCUUACUGUACUGUAUCUCUUUAUCAUGUGAAACUGCAUGUGAAGUCCCCAUCACACACUUGUCACUGUAUUAUUCUGAAAACUGGAUUUUUCUUUUUUGGUACUCUUAACAAGGCUGAAUGUACGAUUAAUUUAUUGGAGGGGUAUCCAUCUUAGAUUUACCAAAGAUUGUUGGUUUUUAUGAAGGAUUUUGUAGAAGCAGUAUGUCUGAAAUAAGCAAAAUAACAUUUUUUUUGCAGGUUAUUUACACUUUUUCACUUCAUUGUGGUUUACAAAAUAGCAUUUACAUUUUGUUUUCAGAUAUAAAUGUCAUGUUUUGUGUCAAGAGUAUUUUGGUACAGAACAUUUUGUGUCUUUAAAUGUAUGAAAACCGGGGGGGCAUACAAUUUGUGUACUUGAAAGUUGGUCUUUUCCAAGAGUUCCCAACAUCCAAGGGGGCGACUAGAUACAUCUGAGUUGUCAUGAGAUGAUUCACUCCAUAGGAAUGCACAAUCUGUGCUUUUUAUUGUGAAAUCCUGGAUAGUUUUACUUGCUAAACCCCUUCAACGUGUAAGAAUAGACCAGAAAAAGGUAAGAAAACCACUAGUUAAUGUUGCUCUCUGCUGGAGAUGGAGAGAUUUACUGCAACCCACGCUGAUUUAAAUGAUGGUUUCUCUAUUCACUACUACCCAAAACUGACCCUUGAGGCUGUAACACAUCUGCACGCAGGCAUAACGAUGUGUUCACAUGCAAUGGAAAGUCAGAAAAAAAUGCACAUUUUAACAUUGCACUUUCUAAUAUGUUUUAUUUUUUAUUUUUUUAAAAGGGAGCUCUGCAUUACUUCAUGCAUUAUUCUCCUUUUCUUUGAAGUUUAUAUUUCUGUGAGGGAUGAUGUGAAAGUGUGAAUGGAAAAAAAAAAAAAAAGUAUGUUGGGAAAUAUUUUUCUAUUCUAUUUAUAAACUAAUAAAUAAUAAUAAUAAUACA
Dicentrarchus labrax (European seabass) is the source of this 5945-nucleotide messenger RNA. RefSeq names its product adenylate cyclase type 4. The transcript has 26 exons. NCBI's taxonomy places the organism in Eukaryota, Metazoa, Chordata, Actinopteri, Moronidae. Gene Ontology annotation, biological process: intracellular signal transduction; adenylate cyclase-inhibiting G protein-coupled receptor signaling pathway; cAMP biosynthetic process. The coding region runs from base 742 to 4608 and encodes 1288 amino acids. The record is from RefSeq and is a predicted model, not a curated record. Gene Ontology annotation, cellular component: plasma membrane. Gene Ontology annotation, molecular function: adenylate cyclase activity.